AUGAAUCACACGCCUCAAACCGUGAUUGAAGUUCCCCAGUAUUUCGACGAGGUUGACAUAGAUCAUUUAAUGUAUAUGAUUGCUGAUAUGUUGGGCCGUCUAAUUGAUCAUAAUGAUCGGAUUCCUCUGACGCCUGCUAACUUAACCCGAUUUCAUUCCAGAGCUCCACCUGCUAUAACGGUGUCUGAUUAUCUUCGUCGAAUAGUGAGAUACACAUCUAUAGAGAAAGCCUGCCUCUUAAUACUUCUCAUAUAUAUAGACAGAGUAUGUGAACGCCACAAGACAUUCACAAUAACGUCUUUGACUGUACAUCGUUUUAUCAUAGCUGCAGUUACAGCCUCUUCCAAAGCUUUAUGUGAUUCGUAUUGCACAAAUUCACAUUAUGCAAGGGUGGGCGGAAUAUCCAUACAGGAACUAAACACCUUAGAAUUAGAAUUUAUGUUUCUUAUCGAUUGGCAGUUGAUCUGCUCUGGGGAAACAUUACAACAAUAUUACGCGAAUCUAGUCAAACAAAGUACAAGAUAUCGGAGGGCUGUUCCUGCCUCGGAAUGUGACAACUAUGAGUCUGCUAUGCCGAUGGGAGGAACAGACACUAACAAUAAUACUAAAUAA
Messenger RNA from Rhizophagus irregularis DAOM 181602=DAOM 197198, 612 nucleotides. RefSeq lists its product as uncharacterized. Lineage: Eukaryota; Fungi; Glomeromycota; Glomeromycetes; Glomerales; Glomeraceae. The record is from RefSeq and is a predicted model, not a curated record. Gene Ontology annotation, biological process: regulation of cyclin-dependent protein serine/threonine kinase activity. Gene Ontology annotation, cellular component: nucleus; cyclin-dependent protein kinase holoenzyme complex. Gene Ontology annotation, molecular function: protein kinase binding; cyclin-dependent protein serine/threonine kinase regulator activity.